Messenger RNA from Peronospora farinosa, 390 nucleotides. The record is from the annotation of a GenBank genome assembly. NCBI's taxonomy places the organism in Eukaryota, Oomycota, Peronosporomycetes, Peronosporales, Peronosporaceae.
AUGGAAUUUGUACAGGAACUUAAAGGUGACGAAACGACGUUUCUAAACUUUGAGAAUUUGGUGCAACAAAAGGUUGACGACGAGGAGACGUUGGUAUUGUUGAUUUCAAAGCAGAAACACGCGUCCCCGAUGUAUCGAGCUUUGGCUGCAGAAUUUAAUGACCAAGAACUGAGUUUUGUGUUUUUAAACAAAGAGGAGAAAGGAACGGAGGAGAUUAUGAAGAUGUUAGUGGUGGAGGAGCUGCCGGUUAUGAUGAUAAUGAAAUCCAUGAUGGAGUAUGAAGUGUUAAAGGCACAGAACUUGAAGACGUACAAUGAAUUGAAGGGUUUCGUGAAGCCUUUUACGACGCAUAAGAGAAGUUGUAACCAGUGGUGGCAUCAACCAGGUUAA